AUGUUAGUGGUUGUGUCAUGGGUCUCGUUCUGGCUCGACAAGGAUGCUGUGCCAGCUCGAGUGUCUCUGGGUGUGACGACGCUGCUCACGAUGACAACCCAAGCGAGUGGCAUCAAUUCUAAAUUGCCACCAGUGUCUUAUAUCAAAGCCGUUGAUGUAUGGAUCGGGGUUUGUCUGGCAUUUAUUUUCGGUGCUCUGCUUGAAUAUGCAAUUGUGAACUACCACGGUCGCAAGGAAUUUCUCAGAAAGGAAAAAAAGAAAAAAACCCGACUGGACGAUUGUGUAUGUCCAUCGGAGCGUCCAGCUCUCCGACUCGAUCUGAGCAAUUAUCGCAAGAAAGGGUGGAUCCCAAUCAAUAGGUGCAUUGCUGAAUUAAAGACUAAAUGUUCAAAAAAUGAAAAUUUCAAGAGGAAUGAGGCAGAUCAAUAG
Molecule: messenger RNA, 429 nt
Organism: Angiostrongylus costaricensis
Lineage: Eukaryota; Metazoa; Nematoda; Chromadorea; Rhabditida; Metastrongylidae
Source: the annotation of a GenBank genome assembly